UAAGAGGGGAAGUUUUAAAGUGAUUUAAGGGACGAAAGUUUCAGAACUCGUUACGUCCUCGCGCUGACUGUGUGGAGACGGAAGAGAAAGUGUGUUUCUCUAAGUUUGUGUCCUGAGUUUUUCAGAGUAUAGAAGUUGAAAAUGAGUAUUAAUCGAAAUGCAACUGCAGACCUUUGCAGUGAAGGAGUCGCCGGGAACAUCGAAGGAAACGAAGUUACACCCUUAUUAACAUAUGGAUCAGCGCCGCCCAAAGGAGCCUCCUUCGCCUCCUCUGUGUUUAACCUGAUGAACGCCAUCAUGGGCAGCGGCAUCUUGGGUCUCGCUUAUGUUAUGGCUAACACUGGAAUAUUGGGUUUUUGUAUCCUGUUAUUACUAGUGUCCACCCUGGCAGCAUACUCUAUACACCUCCUUCUGAAGCUAUGUGACCAAACAGGUAUAAAUUCAUAUGAAGAACUUGGAGGAAGAGCUUUGCAAAAACCAGGAAAAGUUCUGGUUGGAAUUUCUAUUAUCAUCCAAAAUAUGGGUGCUGCGCGUCUCAGACGGCGGAGAGCCGAGGCGAUCGCUCCUCUGCCGUCAUUAGCGGCACGGCCAAGUGGAUUAUGGCCGUGCCCUCUGGGCAUUUUUGACCAUAGAUCCAUGUCAUCCUAUUUGUUCAUCCUGAAGUCAGAGCUUCCUGCAGCCAUCGACAGCUUCUUGAACCCAGAAAGCAUAGGGUGGGUCCGUGAAACGCUGUCAGCUCACUUCUCCGCCAAUAAGGACAUUUCGUUUUUAAAUCUGUCACAGCUACAUGCCUGGUAUGAAGAUGGCAGGUUGCUUCUCGUCCUCGUCACACUUUGUGUUGUACUACCUCUGUCCAUGUUGCCUAAAAUUGGUUUCCUGAGCUACACGAGCAGCAUUGCCUUUUUCUUUAUGCUGUACUUUGCAAUCGUGGUUGUGGUCAAGAAAUGGUCCAUCCCUUGCCCGCUGCCUCACAAUGUGACGACGCUCUCAGGUGCCUUCAAGAUAUCAAAUUCCUCUGACUCGGAAUGUACACCCAAACUCUUUGCCAUCUCCAGUAAGAGUGGCUACGCCAUCCCCACCAUGGCCUUCUCCUUCCUGUGCCACACGGCCAUCCUGCCGAUCUACUGCGAACUGGACCGGCCUACGAAGGCCAGGAUGCAGAACAUUACCAAUAUCAGCAUUGGCCUCAGCUUCCUGCUUUACCUCAUUUCUGCUCUGUUUGGCUACCUCACCUUCUACGCUCACGUGGACUCUGAGCUGUUGCUCGGCUACGAUGCCUACAUGCCUCGGGACAUCAUGGUGAUGGUGGUUCGACUGGCCAUCCUGCUCGCUGUGUUGCUGACUGUUCCUCUCAUUCACUUCCCUGCCCGGAAGGCUGCCAUCUUGCUGCUGUUUGGAGGGCGGCCCUUUUCCUGGCUGAUCCACAUCUUCGCCACUCUAAUCAUCCUCGGUGGCGUGCUUCUGCUCGCCAUCGUUGUGCCCGAUAUCAGAAAUGUGUUUGGAGUAGUGGGAUCCACAACAUCAACCUUGCUGUUGUUUGUUUUCCCCGGCAUGUUCUACCUCAAGCUCAACACGGGACCCCUCAGAUCCUUUGACUCCAUUGGGGCUAUACUUAUGGUGGUCGUCGGUGUCGUUAUGGGAAUCCUCAGCUUCUCCAGCAUUGUCAUCACAUGGGCACAGAACUCGUAACCCCCUCUCUGCCAGCCUUUCAGGGUAAAGCGUGCCAAAUAAACUGAACAGUGGAUCCCAGAAGGCCCUUGGCUGCUUCACCUCAAGCUGAUUAUUUGUUGUUAAGUUGUUCCCAACACUAGACCAGGGUUUGUUUCUCAUCUUUCUAACCUGCAAACAUAGACCAAAUUUAAAAGCACUUUUCAUGUAAUGCUUCUGUGCAUUGUUGUUUACACACUAACUUGUGACAUGCACCCAAUUCAGGGCAAUGUUUUCUUCCAAAAUCAAAGAUCUUCUUCAGCCUUUAUCACCUCUUCUUCAGCUUUAUUUGCUGACAGCCUUUGUAUUGUACUGUGUGAAUGAAUAUGAAAUGUAUCUACACCAAUCUGCAGUAUUUUAAGAAUACCGUUGACCAAGUCUAAACCAUGAAGGAGUCGGGUUUACCUCUUUCUCAAAUUGUGUUUGUAUCUAAAACUUUGAAAAUGUUCCACAAUCACAAAUGUUCAUUAUCCGGGUUUUUUUAGCAUUUUGUUUUAGUUUGUUUUCUGUCAAGUUAUUUUCUUUAAUGCAUGUACCUUUCUGCUGCUGCUUGAAUUCUUUACUUCUCAAUGAAUGUGACCGAAAUGAUUUAUACUGUUCAAAUUACUGGCAUUUAAUACAAGUGAAAUUGUUCAUAUCCCGAUGUGUCGGUUCUCUCAGUUAACCAGUAACGUGUUUUUGUGAGUGUUGUGUAAAGCUCCUCCGUGGAGCCUGUCACAUUGACGGCUGUGUGUUUGAUUGGCAGGCAGAGUAUUGAUGCUGAGACUUGCUCCUCAGCGUAGUGCUGUGGGUUCAGCCCGUCGCUAAUGAAAGCCACAUGCUCGGUACGGUUCUAAUCACGAUGCUGUUUAGAUUGUCUUCAUGCUGCCUCUGGAACUCACAGCCAUCCGACUGCUGCUUUCAAUCUAAGGAAUUACGCAGUCCGGCCCCGCCGUCCCUGCAGAAAGCAGUUGCUGCCUGCGCUUCACGCCCCCAUAAAGAGGUUCCCCCAGUCCAGGAAAUAUCCCAAUCCCUCCACCCCCCACUGUGAAGGACACUCCCAGAGAGAAAGUCCAACAACUACUACUAACACUGCAUAUUUGGUGGUUGGCGGUGGAAGAAGUACUCCGACCCUUUCCUUCGAUAGAAGUAACUGCACACAAAUACUCUGUUACAAGACCUUCAUUCAAAGCCCUACAAGUUAAGAUACAUGUCCCCUGUGACUGCUUUUACAUUUAGAUUUUAAUUAAAAUAUGACACUUAUACUUUUGAUACUGAUGUGUCAAUGUAAGAGUAGCUUGUUCCUAGCCGGUCAAAGUGAAGACAUGUAGUUUAGUUGUUCCCAACGUCAGGGUCAGUCCCCUACUGAGGGGCCACAAGACGACGUCUCAGGGACUCGGGCUCUUUAGUGAAAACGGUUAAAAACCACUGGUUUAAUUUGUACUGUUGCACUGUAUGUCAUAAGUCUAUUGUGUAUUUUUUUAUGUUAAACAUUAAUAUAAAUGAAGCCAAUUAAAAAGUAGAAUACCGUAA
Molecule: messenger RNA, 3219 nt
Organism: Pseudoliparis swirei
Lineage: Eukaryota; Metazoa; Chordata; Actinopteri; Perciformes; Liparidae
Gene: slc38a6
Product: solute carrier family 38 member 6
Exons: 18
Coding region: 142-1689 (515 amino acids)
Biological process (GO): amino acid transmembrane transport; L-glutamine transport
Molecular function (GO): L-glutamine transmembrane transporter activity
Source: RefSeq, a predicted model, not a curated record